This is a messenger RNA of Colletotrichum higginsianum IMI 349063, 1716 nucleotides long. RefSeq names its product C6 zinc finger domain protein. The transcript has a single exon. Bases 1 to 1716 code for a protein of 571 amino acids. NCBI's taxonomy places the organism in Eukaryota, Fungi, Ascomycota, Sordariomycetes, Glomerellales, Glomerellaceae. Gene Ontology annotation, biological process: positive regulation of transcription by RNA polymerase II. Gene Ontology annotation, cellular component: nucleus. Gene Ontology annotation, molecular function: transcription cis-regulatory region binding; zinc ion binding; DNA-binding transcription factor activity, RNA polymerase II-specific. The record is from RefSeq and is a predicted model, not a curated record.
AUGCCACGCAGAAGGAAUCCGUCCAAGCAGGUAUCUCGACGGAGCCACCGCGGCUGCCACCGUUGCCGACUGCACAAAAUUCGGUGCGAUGAGACCAAACCUCAGUGCGGACCGUGUGUCUCGCGUGGCUAUUCCGACUGCGUGUAUGUCCAGAUCCUCAAGUGGGAGACCGACUAUGUCGGCCGCGCCUUCGGCAGGGCCGGCGUUUGGUCGAAAUCCGGGGCCGGCACCAAUAACAAGAGAAAGGCGUCGACGCCGCCGUCGACCCUGGACAUGAGCAACCACAACUACUGCAGCGUCCCGACCCGCGUCCUUCCGUACGGGUUUCUGAACUCCUUCGUCACUGACUUCAUGAAAGAGGAAUCUUCCUCCUCUUCCAGCGACGACAGCUCCAGCGAUGACCACAGAUCCGCAGCCCUCACGUUGAGGAAGAAUCUGGGUUCCCUGAACCGGCCGGUGACGUAUAUCCAGCUUGACACUCAAGCCGAAUCGCAUCUCUUGUCCUACUAUCUCAACCGGAUCUGCCCCAUGACGAUACCGUGCGCGAAAGGCGAGUCGCCCUUUUCGGCGCUCAUCUUCCCCUUCGCCGUCUCGUCCGCCUCGCCGGCUCUCAUGCACGCUUUACUGGGUCUCGCAGCUUCCCAUAGAGCCAGAACAGACAGCAGCUACCAGUCCGUGGCGCUGAGCUACUCGGCCAAAGUCAUCCGGUCGCUGCGCCUGACCAUCGGCAACAGGUCGUCCAUAGACAUCGCGGCAAGCUCCGAGAUCCUCGUCCUGAUGAUGCUUCUCUGCCAGCUGGAGAUCAUCGCCGAGUGCGACAAGCGUUGGGUUACGCAUCUCCGAGGGGCCCGGGACCUCAUCAGGUUCAGACGACAGGGCAUGAGUUCGGAUGCCGCCAAGAUGGCGGCCAAGCAACAGAGCCCGUGGGGGCAUAUCAUCAAGUUCGCGGAGCGUUACUUUGCCUUUUACGACGUCAUGGGCCGGACGGCCUGCGGCGAGGAGCCCAUCUUCGGCAACGACUUCUGGUCGGCGCAGGAGGACCAGCUCGAUCUGUGGAUGGGCUGCUCCCCCCACCUAGUCAGUAUCAUCGGCGAGAUCACCGAGCUCAGCUUCAAGUACAAACGCCUGUCGGCCUCGACGACGGAGGACUACCGGCAGGACCUGGAGAAGCAGCGCAUGAGGCUGACUUCGGUCCUUCAGCGGCCGAAGCUCAAGAGUGACAGCGACGACUUGAUCAUCCGAAACACAGUCGAGUUGAAGCGGUUGACCGCGGAGCUGUAUCUCCACUCGGCGCUCAACGAUUCGACCCCGACCACGCCGAUCAUCCGGCAGAACGUGAAGAAGAUCCUGCGUCUCGUCGCGAUGCUCCUCGGAGCCGGUGUCAAGGCCGGCCUGACAUGGCCGCUCUUCAUGGCUGCUUGUCAGCUCGACCCCACGGAGGAGCUCGAAUGGGAGACGGAGGAUCUAGACUAUAAGGACGACGACGACGUCGCGGUUCCCCAUCACGCGCGACCGUUCGUCCUGUACGUCCUCGAAAAGCUGUCGGAUUCCCUCUCAAACGUCACCAGGACUCGCUCCGUCAUCGAAAAGGUCUGGAAGCAGCGAGAGGCCGCAUCGUUCCUUUCUUACGAACGUCAGCAGUCGCCCAGUCCAAAAGCUUUUAAUGACUGGGCUCGGUUCGUGGCGCCUCUGUGCCACAACAUCAGUCUUGCUUAA